GUAGGAACUCGUUCUCACUUCUGAUUUACCUGCAAACUUUGAUCAUUCUUGUGUCUGAAGACAAAUCUACAUGAUUGUUAAUGACAACAUUUUUAUUGGUUUUAUUAUUGAUCAGAAACACCGUGAGGAUCAGCCGAUGAUUAGUUUUCUACAUCGAUCAAACGUUGGUGUUUUUAUUUCCUGGAAUGAAGCUGUCGUCUCCAGCAUUAAAGUCAGACUGCUGUUUCCUGUGGAGCCUUUCAAAAUAAAGCGUGGUUCCUGGAGGAAGUUGUUUGCUGCUUGUAUGAAGGUGUGUGUGUGAGCUGAUGUGGACGUGAAUUCAGCAGAAUGGACCAGUGUGAGGACAGAGAGGAGGGAGUCCCUCCCUCUAAAACCUCUCUGUGUGGGGAACAUGAGAGUCGGAGCAAAGCUCAGAGGAAUCAACCUAGACCUGGACCUGGACCUGGACCUGGACCUGGACCUGGACCUGGACCUGGACCUGGACCUGGACCUGGACCUGGACCCAGCUGUGUGUCCUUGAAGAGCGACCAGUCAAGGGACUGGAUAAUUGAAUUUAAAAGAGACCAACGUUCUGCUGUAAAGGGGGUCCAUCAGAAAAGAGACUCUCUUGAACAUGAACCCAGCUGUUUGUCCUUGAAGAGCGACCACUCAAAGGGCUGGUUAAUUAACUUUAAAGGAGACCAACAUUCUUCUUCAGAGAGAGUGGACCAGCAGAUCUCAGAGUCCCCCAGCGGUCCGUCUGUCCAGCAGCAUCAGACCCAGCUGGACUCCAUCUUUCAGCUGCUGGAGGACGACAUCAUCAUGUUUGUGAAGGAUCAGCUGAAGAAGAUCCAGAAGGUUCUGAGUCCAGAUUACCCAGAAUCCUCAGAGAGUCUGGAGGAGGAUGAAGAUGAAGAGCAGAAGAGCAUCAGAGAGACAUUCAUGAAGAUCACAGUGAAGUUCUUGAGGAGGAGGAAGCAGGAGAAGCUGGCCGACCUCCUGCAGAGCAAGACCGUCGCUGCCGUUUGUCAAUCCAAACUCAGACGUAAGCUGCAGAAGAAGUACCAGCAUGUGUCUGAGGGGAUCACUAAAGCAGGAAAGACAACCCUUCUAGAGCAGAUCUACACGGAGCUCUACAUCACAGAGGGAGGGACUGGAGAGGUCAAUGAAGAACAUGAAGUCAGACAGAUUGAAGCAGCUUCCAGGAAACCAGACGGAGCAGAAACAGCCAUCAGUCAGGAAGACAUCUUUAAACCCCCACCUGGAAGAGGAGGACCAAUCAGAACGGUGAUGACGAAGGGAGUGGCCGGCAUCGGGAAAACAGUCCUAACACAGAAGUUCAGUCUGGACUGGGCUGAAGGCAGAACCAACCAGGACAUCCAGUUCCUGCUUCCCUUCACCUUCAGACAGCUGAAUGUGCUGAGAGAGGAGAAGUUCAGCUUGGUGAAACUAGUUCAUCGAUUCUUCUCUGAAACCAAAGGAAUCUGCAGCUUUGAAGAGUUCCAGGUCGUGUUCAUCUUUGACGGUCUGGAUGAGAGUCGACUUCCUCUGGACUUCCACAACUCUACAAUCGUCAGUGACCCCAGAAGGUCCACCUCAGUGGAUGUGCUGCUGACAAACCUCAUCAGAGGGAAACUGCUUCCUUCUGCUCGUCUCUGGAUCACGACACGGCCAGCAGCAGCCAAUCAGAUCCCCCCUGAGUGUGUUGACAUCAUUAAUGAAGUCAGAGGGUUCACUGACCCACAGAAGGAGGAAUACUUCAGGAAGAGGAUCAGAGAAGAGGAGCAGACCAGGAUCAUCUCCCACAUCAAGAAAUCACGGAGCCUCCACAUCAUGUGCCACAUCCCAGUCUUCUGCUGGAUCACUGCUACGGUCCUGGAGAAAGUCCUGGAAACCAGAGAGGGAGGGGAGCUGCCCAAGACCCUGACUGAGAUGUACAUCCACUUCCUGGUGGUCCAGGCCAAACUGAAGAAGGUCAAGUAUGACGGAGGAGCUGAGACGGAUCCACACUGGAGUCCAGAGAGCAGGAAGAUGGUGGAGUCUCUGGGAAAACUGGCUUUUGAGCAGCUGCAGAAGCCUGAAGGAAACCUGAUCUUCUAUGAAUCAGACCUGAGAGAGUGUGGCCUCGAUCUCAGAGAGGCUUCAGUUUACUCAGGAGUGUUCACCCAGAUCUUUAGAGAGGAGAGCAGCUUGUACCAGGACCAGGUCUUCUGCUUCAUCCAUCUGAGUGUCCAGGAGUUUCUGGCUGCUCUUCAUGUCCAUCAGACUUUUGUCAACUCUGGAGUCAACCUGCUGGAGGAAAAAAAGAACACCUCCAGGUGGUUUAAAACAAGAGCAGAGACUCAGCUCCAUCAGAGUGCUGUGGACAAGGCCUUACAGAGUCCCAAUGGACACCUGGACUUGUUCCUGCGCUUCCUCCUGGGUCUUUCACUGGAGACCAAUCAGAACCUCCUACGAGGUCUGUUGGAAUCAAAACAAAGAAGUUCACAGAACAAUCAGGAAACAGUUAAAUACAUCAAGAAUAAGAUCAGUAAGGGUCUCUCUGCAGAGAGAAGCAUCAACCUGUUCCACUGUCUGAAUGAACUGAACGAUGGUUCUCUGGUGGAAGAGGUCCAAGGGUCCCUGAGGUCAGGACGUCUCUCCACAGAUUAUCUGUCUCCUGCUCAGUGGUCGGCUCUGGCCUUCAUCUUACUGUCAUCAGAAGAAGAUCUGGAGGUGUUUGACCUGAAGAAGUUCUCAGCUUCAGAGGAGGUUCUACGGAGGCUGCUGCCGGUGGUCAAAGCCUCCAAGAAAGUUCUACUGAGUGGCUGUCACCUCUCAGGGAACAUCUGUCCACUUCUGUCCUCAGUUCUCAGCUCUCAGUCCUCCAGUCUGACAGAACUGGACCUGAGCAACAACGACCUGCAGGAUUUUGGACUGGAGCAGCUGUGUCCCGGACUGGAGAGUCCACACUGUCACCUGGAAUCUCUCAGGCUGUCAGGCUGUCUGAUCUCAGAGGAAGGAAGUUCUUCUCUGGUCUCAGCUCUGACCUCCAACCCCUCCCACCUGAGAGAGCUGGACCUGAGCUACAACCAUCCAGGGGAGUCAGCAGGGAAGCUUCUGUCUAGACUGGAGGAUCCCCGCUGGAGACUGGACACUCUCAGGGUGGAGCCUGCUGGACAACGAUUUCUGACACCAGGUCCCAGGAAGUAUUCCUGUCAACUCACCGUCGACACAAACACAGUCCACAAACGCAUCAAACUGUCUGACAACAACAGGAAGAUGAUGUAUGUGGGGGAGGAUCAGUCAUAUCCUGAUCAUCCAGACAGGUUUGAUUACUGGCGUCAGCUGCUGUGUAGAGAAGUUCUGACGGGUCGCUGUUACUGGGAGGUCCAGUGGAGCAAACGUGUUUCUGUAUCAGUGAGUUACAGAAGAAUCAGCAGGAAAGGAAACUCUGAUGACUGUAGGUUUGGAAGAAACGAUUAUUCCUGGAGUCUGGAAUGUUCUCCAGGUGGUCAGUACCAAGUCUGGCACAAUAACAGAGAAACAUCCACCUCCUCAUCUCCAUCUCCAGCCUGUAACAGAGCAGCAGUUUACGUGGACGUUCCUGCUGGAAAUCUGUCCUUCUAUGACGUCGUCCCUGACAGACUGAUCCACCUCCACACCUUCAACACCAGCUUCACUGAACCUCUCUGUGCUGGAUUUGGACUCUGGUCCUGGUUUGGGUCUGGAUUUGGUUCAGUGUCUCUGUGUCCAGUUUAGUCUCCAG
Molecule: messenger RNA, 3727 nt
Organism: Cololabis saira (Pacific saury)
Lineage: Eukaryota; Metazoa; Chordata; Actinopteri; Beloniformes; Belonidae
Product: NACHT, LRR and PYD domains-containing protein 4-like
Exons: 11
Coding region: 328-3720 (1130 amino acids)
Molecular function (GO): protein binding
Source: RefSeq, a predicted model, not a curated record